UUCUCCACCAGAGCCUCAGAGUCAGAGCUUUCUAGACGCUCUGGUCUGGCCCGUGAGGCCUAUCCCCAACUCCUCUCCAUCCACAAUGCCAGAAGACAUGGCAGAAGCUUCAUACCCAUUCCACCCCACAGUGGGACUGCCAGAGCUAGUCCCUGCCCUGUGGGAUUGCCCUAACUGAAGCAGACCUAGUAGACAAGGUUGGCCUGCCAGACAUCCUGCUCUGCUGCUCUUUCCUGCCAGUGCCCCCACAGCUUCAGUCAGUUGCUAGCUUUGAGUGGCCCUUAGCUCUGGAGAAACCUGAGGCUGGAGGCUGACAGUUGUCCACCGUGGGAUUGCCAAGAAGGCUUAUAAGAAUCUCCCUUUUAUGCCCAAGUCUGAGCCUCAGCCCUGGCUUUGCUUCCACAUCACUGACCCAUCUACAAGCCAUGGACACACCUUGCUGCUCUGUGGCCACCCUCUGGAGUUUGAGAAGCUUCCUAAGUGGCUCAAAUACACGCCAAGGUUGGAAACUGAGUGAACGUGUUUAUAAGUUGCCACAUGAGUCAGAAGUCAAAAAAAAAAAAAAACAAAAACAAAAACUGCACAGCCUGGAGAGAUUGCUCAGUGGGUAAGAGCAUGAGAAUCCAACGUAAGAUCCAUGUGAAAAAAAACUGCUGUGGCCACACAUACCUAUAAGCCAGAAAUUGCUGGGGCUUGGUAGCCAGAAGCCUAGAGGCGGGUUCAACAAGAGACUCCAUUCAAGGCAGUAAGAGUGACAGGACAGCUGAUGUCCCAUCUUCCUGUGUGUGUAUGUGUUCAGAUGUGCAUAUGAUACACUCAUUACAUGCAAAUACACAAAAGCUCCAGAGGCAAUCAGAUGUGGUGGGGUGUACCUUUAGUUCCAGCACUUGAGAGACAGGUGGAUCACUGACUUGGAGAGGCCAGCCUGGUCUACACAGAGACUCCACCUUAGCUGGUCUGUGAGCUUCCCGCUCCAUCUCUGCAGGGGGUACUAGGAUUACAGAUGAGCACCACCUCCUCUGCCCUUCUACGUAAAGCAGCUUUAUCGUCUAUGCCACCUAUAUGGCCCAUAGUGGGCAGGUUCUUAACAUUUAUUGAGCCGCCUUUGUGUCGGGCCAUGCAUUCCAGGUGCUGAGGUUUGACUAAGAAUGAAGUGGCAAAUCCAGGCCCUCUGAAGGCCUCGCAGUUGGGAGCACCUGGCUUCCAGCCCAUCUCCAUCACUGAGAGGCAUUAAUCCAGAGCCUGUUCUCCCUGGAUCGCUCUGCGCAAUUAUGGGAAGUUACUCACCUCAGUUCACCUGUACAACCGAUAGAGUACCUUAGGGUCAGCAAGAUGGCUCAGCAGGUAUAGACGCUUGCCACCCAGCCUACCUGACUUCACUCCUUGGGACCCACAAUGUGGAGACAACUUACUCCCACAGUGUUCGUCGAUCACGUGCUGUGCUACACAUACCCAUAGAGAAACAUACACAAACGUUUAAAAAAUAAAUCGUAAGAGUACCUACUUUAGAAGGAUAUGCUGUGCUCUUGGCAGACAGAGGUAAGAGGACGGUCACAGGUUUGAGGCCAGCCUGAUUUAUAAAUUACCAGUUCAGCCUUGAAGCAAGAGCCUGUCUCUGAAAGAAAAAAAGAAAAGGUAUGUGCCUCAGCCUGCUUAUGAGUUUUAAAUAAACUGAUAGAUGCUAAUCCAAAAAGGUUAAUUAGGUUUUCUAAUUCUUUUGUUGUUUGGGUGUGUUUUGUGGGGAAUGAAAAUAUUUUUAGAAGUGCAUGUGUGUGUUGGUGGGGGGGUCCCUCCUGUAGCCUGGCUGGCCUGGAAAGUGCCUGAAUCCUUAAGGCUGGCCUCCAACAAUGUAGCAGAUCCACCUGCCUACACUUCCCCAGUGCUGGAAUCACAGGCCUGCACCACCACCCCCCUAUUCAUGGUGCUUAGCGUUCUCCUUUUCGCAUCGCUUACAAAGAGGCCAGGAGAUUCCUCCAUCUCCCGCACCGAGUUCUGAAAGACACUCUCCUUAGCUCUGAAAUGGGAAAGGACAGAGCACGCAGGCGCCGAAAGGAAACACGGUCUGGGAGCCGGGCGCCAUCUUGGUAGAGGGCAGCGCCGGCAGCUUCUUGACGUCAUCAUUGUGCACGAGUGGCGAUUCUCUGGCAGGUUGGGGAGCAGCAGGCCAGCUGGGACCGACCGCGGAGGACCGGGAUGGGGGAGGUGGCCGUGGCGGCAGGACCCUGUCCACUCCGCGAGGACAGCUUCACGCGCUUCUCGUCGCAGAGCAACGUAUAUGGGCUGGCGGGAGGCGCCGACGGGCGAGGGGAAUUGCUGGCCGCCACUCUUAAAGGCAAGGUGUUAGGCUUCCGCUACCAAGACCUCCGACAGAAAAUCCGUCCCGUGGCCAAAGAGCUGCAAUUCAACUACAUCCCCGUGGAUGCUGAGAUUGUCUCCAUCGACACCUUCAACAAGUCACCCCCAAAGCGGGGCCUGGUUGUGGGCAUCACAUUCAUAAAGGACUCAGGAGACAAGGGCAGUCCCUUUCUUAACAUUUACUGUGACUAUGAGCCUGGCUCGGAGUACAACCUGGACUCCAUUGCAGAGAGCUGCCUGAAUUUGGAACUCCAGUUCACACCUUUCCAGCUGUGCCACACAGAAGUCCAGGUUGGGGACCAGCUGGAGACUGUCUUUCUUCUGAGUGGGAAUGACCCAGCCAUUCAUCUGUACAAGGAGAACGAGGGGCUACAUCAGUUUGAGGAGCAGCCCGUGGAAAACCUCUUCCCAGAGCUCACAAACCUGACCAGUAGUGUCCUCUGGCUUGAUGUCCACAACCUCCCUGGCUCAUCCCGGCGGCUCUCAGCUCUGGGCUGUCAGAGUGGUUAUGUGCGUGUGGCUCACGUGGACCAGAGGAAUCGAGAGAUCUUGCAGACAUGGACAGUCCUGCAGGAUGGACCCAUCUCCAGAGUGAUUGUAUUCAGCCUGUCGAGCCCAGAGGCAACCAAGGACAGCGCCCAGCAGGAAGGAUACAGUCUUCUUGUGGCCAGCAUGCUGGAGCCAGCGGUGGUGUACUGGGACCUUCUGAACAAGGGCCUGGAAGACCAGCUUCUCCUGCCCGGCAGUGACCAGUUUGACAGCGUCCUCUGUGGCCUAGUCACUGACGUGGACCUGGAUGGACAGCCAGAAGUUCUGGUGGCCACCUAUGGACAGGAGCUGCUCUGCUAUAAGUACCGAGGACCGCCCGAGGCCAACAGAGGCUUCUGCCUGCUGUGGCGCAGGACCUUUGCCAGCCCGCUGCUGGCCAUGGCCCAUGUGGACCUGACCGGGGAUGGGCUUCGGGAGCUGGCUGUGGUCUCGCUGAAAGGGGUGCACGUCCUCCAGCAUAGCCUGAUCCAGGCCUCUAAGCUGGUCUUGACCCGGCUUCGUCGGCGAGUGGAACAGAGGAAACAGCAGCAGGGCCUUGGGGACAGGGCGGGUCCCAGGCCUGAGGAGCUCCCAGCCUCCUGAGCACUCCCUCUUCCCACAUCGGUCAUCGAUUGGGUGAGGGAAGCAUCUCAGAAGAGGCGUGCUUCCUUUGGACUCCCCCAGAAGGGGCAUGCUGGGAGUCCCUGCCUGUCCCUCCCACCCCCGUGCUGCUUGACCCUGGCUGACCACUCCUGCCUGAGCCAUUUGCAAAGGGGUGUUCUCAGCAGCCACCUGCUAUCCCAUCAGGUGCUGGGCCAUUGACAACUGUUCAUGCCCACAGAGCAACAAAGCUGUCCUAGUUCUCUUCA
Psammomys obesus (fat sand rat) is the source of this 3752-nucleotide messenger RNA. RefSeq names its product kaptin, actin binding protein (gene Kptn). NCBI's taxonomy places the organism in Eukaryota, Metazoa, Chordata, Mammalia, Rodentia, Muridae. The record is from RefSeq and is a predicted model, not a curated record. Gene Ontology annotation, cellular component: KICSTOR complex; lamellipodium; actin cytoskeleton. The transcript has 13 exons. Gene Ontology annotation, biological process: negative regulation of TORC1 signaling; cellular response to amino acid starvation; actin filament organization. Bases 2194 to 3486 code for a protein of 430 amino acids. Gene Ontology annotation, molecular function: actin filament binding.